Molecule: messenger RNA, 13510 nt
Organism: Puntigrus tetrazona (Sumatra barb)
Lineage: Eukaryota; Metazoa; Chordata; Actinopteri; Cypriniformes; Cyprinidae
Product: disks large-associated protein 2-like
Exons: 13
Coding region: 2439-5519 (1026 amino acids)
Biological process (GO): signaling
Cellular component (GO): postsynaptic specialization; glutamatergic synapse
Molecular function (GO): molecular adaptor activity
Source: RefSeq, a predicted model, not a curated record
UAAAUCUGAUCGGUCGGGACUGAUUGCCCACACUGUCAUUUUGGAAGUGAUGAAUCAAGUCCAUUUGUUCAGACAUUGCAGUCAACAUCUAGUAUAUCUACAUAGGUUGCCAUAGUAAUGGCAAAAGCCAAGAACAAUGCCAAGAGACUGAUGUACAGUAGCCGUCAGUUUGGAAAAGGAGAAAGGAAAACUGUUCAUGACAUUUUGUCUUGGAACGUUUGAAAUACAUCAGACAAUACAUUCUGUUGUUAAAUUAAGGUAUUUAAGCAGCUUUUAUAAAAAUUACUUGUAAAAAUGUUGCAGGUGUUCAUCUUGAGAACCAUCUUGUCAAGUUCUUCCACACUGACUCAGUCAAUCAUUUCUUUUUAAAUCUUGCUUUCUAGCAUUGUCAUGUUAGAAUAGAAAAAGUGUCCUGUUAGAAGCACACAAUUCCCUAGAGUAUCGUUAUAUGCAUAAAUAUUAUGGUUUGCACUCAUGGAAAUUACUAAAGUAGUCACGUCUGUUGAUCAGAGGGGGUGACUCAAUACUGAUGGCAAUAUAGUGUACAUUGGAAUAAAUGGAAGUAUAGAAAAACGCAGACUCGUUCUCAGCAUUGCGCUUCACACAGAUAUGAAUUCACCAACCCGCAGCAUCAACAUCAGUAUCAGCAUCUAUUUCAAUAUGUAUCAGGCAUAAAAUGUAAUUAAAUUGAGCCGAUUGUCCUGGCAUUUUGGGUAACACAACAAAUAAUCUAUUCCGGAAGUUUUGGUGAUGCCACGAAAUUAUCCACACAGAAAUAGAAAACCUAUUUUUAUAAUUUUUCUGUCUAUCACAGCUAUUUAGUACCAUAUCUGUGUAAUUCUCUUGCUGACGCUAACUCUCCUGGGUUUUCUGCAACCAUGAUGCGUGUGCAUCUCGGAAGUGGUCUAUACAUACACUUUCCAGCUAAAAUGAACCAUUUAAGCAGUGAAACAUUUGUAAAUUUUGUACAUACUCUACGUUUUGCUGGGGUUUUUAAAGAUUAAAUAUCUGGUAAGUGGCGCUGAAACAUGUAGCCAAAUUUUCCCUCCAUUGGGACAGAGACAUCUUGCAGUGUUUUUAUUAUGUUUCUUCAGGCAUGUAUUGUGGUGGUUCAGAAUUCAAAUGUCCGGGGAGUGUCGCUAAUAGGCUAAUGCUCUUUUGUAUUGGAAAAUAACAAACCCCCUACAAAAUGCAUUCUAAGGAUUUUUUUUAUGAUGGAUGAAAGUUUUGGACGCGUGAAGGACACAACUGGAGGUUGUAUUUUUUCUUGAACGUGGGAAAAUUUCAGUUUGCAAUGACCUCAAGGCUUAUUUCAUCAAAACUUUGACCCUGUAAAUCAUACUUUGUGUUAAAAAGACUAAAAAGAACUUGCAGAAUUUCUGUCUCUCCCAGCAUUACCAAAAUAUUUUGUGAAGUAAGAAUAGAAGCACAUUGUAAUAUAAUUGAAGUAUAAUUGCCAGUGUAAUUGAAGAAAGUGCAGAAGUGUAAUGCUAAGCUAACAGUUAGAUGGGAAUCUGCUCUCAUAUUAACACCAGACACUGUAAUCAGCAGUAUUCUGUUUUAAAAUUAGAUCCCACAAUAAGCUUGUCAAGACAUUCUGUUCUUUUUUUUCUCCAACACACAUUGUAAUUGUUAACAACCUAGUGAUUAGCAUCUCUCCUGUGCGCUAAUGUGUUUCCCAAAUGGAAAUUAUGGGCUUCCUAAUGUGGCCAUCUCAGGUUGUGUCCUCUUCCAUCUGUGGUGACAAUGAUGCAGAAAUGAAAAAAAAAAAAAACGAAACAGUGACAUCAUCACCAUCAUCAUGGUCAUACAAGAAAGAGGAUUCCUUUUUUAACAGGAUCGAUUUUUCCCCUCGACUGGAUGUGAGGCAUGGUUUUGACAUUUACAGUGAGAGCAGAAUAGAUGAUAGAGAUGAAAUAAGAGGAAUACAGAUUAGUAUUCCAGAGCGAGCAGGGGCCAGUGGCAGUCGAGAAUCCUGAAUCCGGCAUCCGGCUCCAUGUUUUGCCGUGUGCCAGUGGAGUCCGUGGAAGAUGCCGAGAUCGCUGCAGAGGAGCUCUAAACGCACAGCUUAACACCAGCGCUGGGGAGAUCGGCUCUCCUCUCCUCUCCACUCCUCUGCUCUUGGGGAGGCGACGGGAAAGAGAGACAGUAGAGAGAGAGAGAGAGAGAGAGAGAGAGAGAGAGAGAGGGGAACAACCAGAAAAACGGGAAAAGAUAGAGUAGCUAGGUUUUUUUUUGUUUUUUCCAGGCUGCUCGGACUAUCUGCCCGUGUGUGUGAAUUUUCCUGACUCUCUCUCUCUCAUAACUGUCUUCUGGUUUUCCGGGAUGGUUUGAAGAAGACUUGUAUGUGAUGCUUCCUGCACAGAGACCAGCAGUAUUCGCCCUGGUCACCAUCCCGAGAUUUCAAUGAGGAUAGUAGCCUCGCUCCACCCAGGAACAUGAAGGGCUUAUCAGGUGGUCGUGCACCGCACCAGAUUCCCACACUGCCCCCGUGUGGACUGGCGGAGUGCGAGCAUCUUCAUGACCUGCAUGGCAUGCACGUGACGGAUCUGCGCCACUCCUACCUGCUCAGCCCCACGGAGACCUGCGCCAUGGACUUCCAUCAUCGGCUCUCCCCCCGCAGCUCCAUUCACUCCGAUUGCAUGAUCAUGUCACCCGUGGCGCUCACUUCCACUGCCCCCGCCGACCACGUCUCCAGCAGCACCUUUCCCAGAAUGCACUACAGUUCGCAGUACUAUGACCCAGCUGCCCGGGAAGACUGUGCAGCCAUCACCACCUCAGCCACAUCCGCUGCCGUCGCUGCUGCAACAUCUGCCUCUCACCACGUCAGCAGCAAGAGCAACCGCAUCCCCGCAAACCUGCUGGACCAGUUCGAAAAACAGCUUCCGCUUCAUCGUGACGGCUUCCACACGCUCCAGUACCAACGCACAUCUGCCGCCGCUGGUGGGGAGCAGCGCAGCGAGAGCCCCGGUCGCAUCCGACACCUGGUGCACUCCGUCCAGAAGCUCUUCACCAAGUCCCACUCACUGGAGGGAUCGUCUAAGAUGAAUGGCACCAAAGGUGAGAGUGGAGGCGGGGGAAGCCAUCACCAUCACCAUGGCAAUCAUCACUCAUCCAAGCAUGGCAGCAAGCGCAGUAAAAGCAAGGAGCGUAGGCACCGGUCUGGGACAGGGGGCUGGUGGAGCUCGGAUGACAACCUAGACAGCGACAGCACCUACCGUACGGCCAGCGCCUUGAGCCGCCACCACCAUGAGCAUGUCGGUCACAGUUUCCCAGAAUCCAUGCACACUCACUUUGGAGACCACUCUCUCAAAACCUCCAAAAGCAACAAUGACGUCAAGUGUUCGGCCUGCGAGGGUCUGUCCAUGGCACCUGAGGGGAAGUUCAUGAAGAGGAGCUCCUGGUCAACACUUACCGUCAGCCAGGCCAAAGAGGCCUACCGAAAGUCCUCCCUAAACCUAGAGAAGCCCAUGAUGCAUCAGGACCUUAAACCAUCAUUCCGGUCCUCACACUACCUACAGGUGCCUCAGGAUGAGUGGGGGGGUUAUCCAGGGAUUGAGAGGGACGAGGAGAUCCCGUGCCGUCGGAUGCGUAGCAGUAGUUACGUCAAAGCCAUGGGAGACGAUGAUAGCGGUGAGUCCGAUACCAGCCCCAAGACGUCGCCUCAGAAGACUGUGCGUUCCGAUGCCCUUGUCCUUAAAUCAGCCAUGCAGAGGCCACAUAUAGACACCCAAAGCUCUGGCUACCACUUGCAAACAACAAGAGAUAUGCGCCCUCACCCCAGCGUGUCUCUGGACCCAGCAACCAACUUCAACCCUCCACAGUUUCGCUCCAGAAACCAGAGCUACAUGCGUGCAGUCAGUACCUUCAGUCAGGCAAGCUGUGUCAGCCAGGUGAGUGAGACUGAGGUCAAUGGCCAGUUUGAGUCAGUUUGCGAGUCCGUUUUUAGCGAAGUAGAAUCCCAGGCCGUGGAGGCCUUGGACCUGCCCGGCUCUUUCCGCACUCGAAGCCACAGUUACCUGCGUGCAAUUCAGGCUGGGUAUUCCCAAGAUGACGACUGCUUGCCUUCAAUGACAUCUUCUACUGUCACUUCAACUCUCAGAUCCACAACAGGGGCCCGUAGCUUAGCUGGGGGGCGUAGAAUGUACGGGAUCCAGUUUCGUCUCCCUACUGCCUGUAGUGUGGAUCGAACAGAAACCCCCACGCCAGCGGUAGUGACAUAUACACCUGACUACAAGAAGACCCCUCCACCUGUUCCUCCUCGUUCCACCACUAAGCCGCUGAUUUCUGUAACGGCCCAGAGCAGCACGGAGUCGACGCAGGACGCGUACCACGAGGGUCGGCCGUCGCGGGGAGGGCUCGGGGCGCCGGAUAGCCUCGGCCGGGUUAUCUAUAACUCCACCGACAGUCUGGAUAGCGCAAAAGCGGUGACCCUGGCGAUGGAAACCGCAUCCAAGCGCCUGGCUUCUGCCGGGAGCUACAGCUCCGUUCAGACCUGCGAUAAGGCCAUCCUGGUGUCCAAAGCAGAGGAAUACCUCAAGACUCCCCGCUCUUCCAUCGGGAUACAGGUGGAAGCGGCCACAGAUUCUGAGACAGAUAGUAAAGGUCUCCCACAGUAUCAGUCUGUGGGUAUCCAGGUGGAGGAUGAGAAGAGACUUGGCCGCUUUAAACGGUCCAACAGUGUGACGACGGCAGUUCAGGCCGAUUUGGAGCUGGAGGGGUUUCCUUCGACCGAAGACAAAAGUCUGCAGUUUGGAGGAUUUCAGAGGCAUUCUGAGCCCAGUACUCCCACACAGUACAACGUGGUUCGGACCGUGCGCACACAGGGCCUUUUUAGCUACCGUGAGGAUUACAGGCCCUCCAGCGGUCCGCCCAGUCCGCAGCCCGAGCCCUGGCUGGUGGAGCCCGUUCACGAAGCAGCCGAGUCCGGCCGCGUGUCGCCUCUCCGCCGCGACGGAAGCUGGUUCAUGCAGCUUCUCCACAGCGAGACUAAACGGUUGGAGGGAUGGUGCAAAGACAUGGAGCGUGAGGCGGAGGAGCACGACCUGUCGGAGGAGAUUCUUGGGAAGAUCCGGAGUGCUGUGGGCAGUGCUCACCUCCUCAUGUCCCAGAAAUUCCAGCAAUUUUACUGGUUGUGUCAGCAAAAUCUGGACCCCAGCGCUAUGCCCCGCCCCACGGCUCAGGACCUGGCUGGCUUCUGGGAUCUCCUGCAGCUCUCCAUCGAUGAUGUCACUGCCAAGUUUGAUGAGCUGCAGCAAAUCAAGAGUAAUGAGUGGAGGAUAGUGGAGAGUCCAGAGAAGAAGGAAAGAAAAUGGCCGCCUCCCAUUACAAAGAGGCCUCCUAAAGGUCGUGGAGCUAUGAUGCGUGAGCGAUCCCUGGAUCUGCAGGACCGACAGAGGCAAGAGGCCCGCCGCAGGCUCCUGGCUGCAAAACGGGCUGCUUCUUUCCGCCAGAGCUCCGUUACAGAGCGGGCCGACAGCAUAGAGAUCUACAUCCCUGAAGCCCAAACCCGUUUAUGAAACACACAUAUACUAUGCCUCACCAGUGCGCUUCACCAACAGGGUACAUCCAUUCUGCUCCAUGUCGCCGCUGCACCCGUUCACAUUCUCCCAUCUGUUACAAGUACUCUUCCUCUGCUCAUCAUCUACUCCGAGCUGAGAAUAGUGGUGAGUUUAUAUAUGCCUCAAACAGAGCUCAAUGCAAAAAGGUCAUGGCAGUCUGCGCGCUCCAAGACCUGCAGCUACUGCAAACCAGUUUGUAUAUCAGUUUUAGUACAUUCAGAGGCCAAAACUAAGGCUUUGUUCACACUGCACACGAAUCCAAUUUGGUUUUUACAUCCCAGGUUUAGCACACAGUUAGGAGGCAGUUGCAAUAGUAGUGAUAUAAGCAUCAGCUUGAUGCAAAGAGGACAGUUAUCAUGACAUCUUGCCACGGUGCUGAACUCAUAAGAAGCGUGCGAGUGAUUAGCUCGUAUUAGCAAUUCUUAUAUUAACAUUCAUGCAUAUGCUGUGCCUGAAAUCACUUACUAUCAAUGACAUGAAUGUUAUGGAGCCAUAGGGACAUGGUGAAGGAAAAAUUAUAUUUCAGUGCUUUUAUGUUCUUUCUCCAAAACUUCCCUUGCAAAAAAAUUAGCUUCCUUAGGGACUUUGCAUUUUCUCACAAAACUGUUCUCAGAAAAUGUUUGCGUUCCCCUGAGAAAAUCUGCGUUAAACUUUUGCAUUCCCCCGAGGAGCGUUGCAUUUAUUUACUCAAAGAACUUUUGCGCUCCCCUGAGAAACAUUGCAUCUCUCGAAAAAAAGUUUAGUUUUUUUUUUGUGCAAAACAUUUGUACUUCCCACAAAACUUUUGUUUUCACCUAAGAAAUGUUGCUUUUUUUCACCGCAUUCUCUCACAAAACUUUGGCAUUGCCCUGAAAAACGUUGCAUUUUAUCAAAAAAAAAGAAAAAAAGUUUGCACUCCUAGUAAUGUUGCUUUUUUUCUCACUAUAUGUUUGCGUUCUUGCACAAAAAUUUGGUGUUCCCCUGAUAAAUUUUUUUUAUUCAGGUGACUAUAUUUAAAUGCUUUUCUGAGGGGAAGGCAAUGUUUUAUUUUUUGCCAAGAAAUAUAAUUUUUAUUUCCAUGUCUGGCGAAUGUCAUAUAAUUGAAUAUAAAAGUAAAAAUAAAAGAAAAAAGACAAAGAAUGUGACUUCUCGAAUGACCAAAAACAUCUUUCUGUAAUUGAAUCCGUGUCUUCAGACGAAUUAUAAUAGAUUUUCAAAUGGAAACACUGGAUUCCAAAAAUAAAUAAAUAAAAAUAAAUCGGAAUUUUACUGCCUGUCUGAACAAAGCCAAAGUCUAGCCCUCAGCAUAGGCACAGUUAACACUCCUUUCAGAAAAUGUAUUCUAUAGCACUGGCACAAAACUAAUGUCACAACAUGGUCAUCCACGGCAUCAUUCCCACACACACAAAAAUAAAAUGACUCUACACUUGACUUAGUAUGGAGUUUAGAUUUAAAUAAGCGAAUUUAAGAUCGCAAUCUCUUUAGGAUUGCAAAGUCUUUGCUGCUUAAAAGGUUGGACGAAGCAGUUGUACUUCUUAAAUGAUCCACAUUUGUAUUUCCAACGGAAAUGUUGAUCUCGAUCCUCGUUAUGUUGUCGCAGUUGGGGAUUUGCAUGAAGGUUUUGCUUCUAGACUUCAAUUUAGUUUUAGCUUCAGGGUUGACAGAGAUUAAAUCUAGUUCUGGACUUAAAAAAAUACAAUACUUUUAUUCAACUGCUAGGGUUUAAAGUUCAUUCAGCCCAAAAAGGCCUUGAUAUCAUUCAGUCACAGCUUGACUUUCAUUGACUGACCGCCGGUUUUACACAAAAACAUUUACAGAGAAGUAUUUAUAACACCAAUCUUCCUCAAUGUUCACCACUCAAGGUAGUCUGUGACAUAUAAAGGUGCAAAAGAAACUUUAAUAAUAUUACUGUAAAUGGUGCUGCUUUAUACUCUAAAAUGUAGAAGCCCCUCCUCUCCUUUCUGCACAGCACUAUAAACCACCUGUGGACUUUUUAAAGGGAGGUUUAACACGGUGUCUAAAUGCAUCUCGGAUUAUCACAUUUAUGGUCACUGGUUUGUUGAAAAGAAAUUCAUGUAUUUUAGGUUAGACAGUUAUGCUUUUAUAUAUAUCACAAUAUCACAGUCCAGCAUUUGCACAACAAUGUGCCCAUCUGCCUUGUCACUUUGUCACACAAACCCGGGUGUGCAAUAGGGGUCACUAUAAUGUAUUGUUGAAUUCAAAUACCAUAUUUUAAGUUGGGUGGCAACAACUCUGCUUUUUACUUUUCAUUUGGCUUUAGGUUCUUUAUUACCUUAAUUGUGGACUAAAUAAUAACCAACAGCAGCAUUAGAUUCAGUACCUUAUAUUUGUAAAUACAACAACAGCUAUUAAACAGCAGUUACUGUUUAUUUUUACUGGCACAAUGAUGAAUUUUACAACUGUGAUUCCGGGAUUUUUUCCCCCUGGUUCCAGGCAUAACUAUCCAGAGAUGGCAGUACUGUCUGUCCUUUUAGCAUAACCGCUGCUUAUAUUCAUAAGGCGUUAGAUAGCGGCAUAUAAGUCCUUGGCUUUUUAGCUAUUUCCUUUACCUGGCAGCCUUACAGCAUCUUAAGCAAAAAGCAUUGUGAAUGUACUGCCCUGCUCUUGCAAAAAAAAGAAAGAAAAAUGUUUAAAAAAUAAAAUAAAAGGGAAAAAAAUGAAAGAAGAAACAGAAGAAUAGAAGGAAUUGUCAAUAAAUGUAUCAGCUCGUUUUAAAAGUAAAAUCCAUCUCAUACAGGAAAAAGUCAAUUGCGUAAUGAUUAGUUUUAAUACAAGAAAGGGAUAGUUCAACCUAAAAUUAUUUACCAUCGUCUCCUUAUCUUGAUCUCCAUUGGUUAAUUCUCAUAUUGAGCACAAAAGGAGCUCUUUAGCGAAUAUCCAGGCAGCUUAUUUUUACAAAGUGGAAAAUGGUGCCAAUUACUGGCAAGAUUUAAUGGAAUAGUUCACCAAAAGUGAAAAUUACUCCAUAUUUUACUCACCCGAAUCCAUCCAAGAUAUAUAUAUAUAUAUAUAUAUAUAUAUAUAUAUAUAUAUAUAUAUAUAUAUAUAUAUAUAUGACUUUCUUCUUUCAGACGAACACAGUCAGAUUGUUCAAUGCUGGUGGAUAGCGGCCAUUGUUUUGAAGCUCUGUUAAUCGGAUAUAACCUAUAGGCCUUGGGGGGGAUUAUCCUUUGAAGCAGAUCGAUGGGUUUUUGUAACAAAAAUAUGUCUGUCGUACGUCAAGUCAGAAGUCAGCCAAGAAGCCGGAAAUCGGCACUCAGUCAGUUAUUAAUGUUAUAAUUUUAAAACAAGAAAUAUUUUUUAGCUACCAAAACCCAUCGAUGUGCUUCAGAGGACAUGUGAGGUUAAAGGUUAAUUUAGGCAUAAAGGUUAAUUUAACAUCACAGUAUUUGGCGGAUAUAUCUGAUUUACUUAGCUUCAAAAUCAUGGCCGCUAUUACCAAGCUUGGAAGAGCCAGGAUACAUUUAAAAAAAAAAACUCUGACUGUGUUCGUCUAAAUAAGAAAGUCAUAUAUAACUUUCGAUGGCUUUGGGGCAAGUAAAAUAUGGGGUAAUUUGCAUUUUUGGGGGAACUGUUCCUUUAAAAUCAAUGCAUAAAAAAACAGAUGGUAGGACUUAAGGCUGGGUCAUGAUAACUCAAUGCAAGGUCAAAAGAAGUCUGUAAAACAUCGUAUUAUGUAGUAAAUUAUUGCAUUUUAGGGUGAGCUAUCCCUUGAAGAAGUAAGAUACGUUGAGUGUGUAAUGCUGUGUUUUUACAUGCAGUAAUGGCUCAGUAUUGCUGUCUCAGUUCUUGUCUCAGUGUACUGAAAGCACUACAUACAGAAACAAAUAAUCAGCGCUUUACAAUUAGUCCAAAUAGUUUAAGAGGAAGUUAUCUAAACAUAUAUAACCGGUUAAUACAGAUUUUAAAAAAAAUAUAUAUAUAUAUUUGCUUGAGGUUCUUCUUCACGGCUGUUGUGUUUCUUUUCACGGCAACUGUAAGUCAGUGGGAAGAUAUUGACAUGCUACCAACUGCUGCUAAAUAUGUACACCGAGGUACAGUUAUCAUCUUGCACAUUUUAUAUGAAAAUAUAACAGCCCACAGGACGGUGUCUUUCUCAAUGAUUUGCAUAUUUGAGUCCAACUUAAGAGUACUUUACAACUAGGUCCCUUUUUCAGAGAAUCUUCCAGCCCUGUUUAAAAAGAUAUUGUCAUAAAAUAAUGUGUUCAGGCAGUGCUGACAAGUUGUGGCUAGAUGUAUCGCUGCUUGUGUAAAUGUAAAUAGUUGUAGAGUGCCAUCAGCUGACACAUGCCAUGUGUCUGUCUUUUUUUUUUUUUUUUUAAAGUAGAGAUCUAGAUAUUGGUGAUUAUAAAAGGUGGAAACAUCCAUAGGUGCCUUAUAAUCAGUGUUGGAGACUUAAAAUGAUUUGCAUGAGAUACGACUUAUGCAGAGGAAAUGUCGCUUAUGGUCAAAGACUGGCGAAACCCUGCAGAAUAUUAUUUUUUGUCAUGCAUUUCUGGUCAUCUGAUCACGUAGGGGCUCGAAAAUGUUAAAACAGAUGCAUGAUUGGUGGGAUCAUUGAUAUUUUGAUGAAGAUUUUUUGCUUAGAACAUUAUCUUGGAUUAUCGUGCGCAAAGUUGGGUUCUGUACUUCAUCAGGACUGUGUGAUAGUGUUGUGUUUAGUAUAUUAAUACCCAAUAUUUAUAGUGUUUUAUCAAUAUGGAAGUCUAAAGGUGCGGUCACAUUCAAAUUCAACAACUAUUCACAUGUGAAGUUGUAAAGAUGGUAAACUUGGACCUGCAAAUUCAAAUAGAAUAUAGACCUCAAAGCUACAUGGUUUCUAGUGCUAUGAAGGUGGAGUAGACUGAAUAUAUAGAAUACCUCGUUUAACAUUUUAAGAAGAUUAUGCUUUUUGGAAAAAUGUGCCUAUUUACAUUUUUGCUAAACUCUAAAAAUAUUGGGGCGCAGUAAUGGGGAAACGGUUAUGACUAUUUCAAGGGCCCUGAUUAAAUAUUUCAGAUUUCUAUCAAUGGAGGCCUCAGUAUUGCAGUAUAGUUUCUAAUCAAAAUUAACAACGUUUUCCCCCUUUUCACAAAAAUUAUGAUUAUCGGUACACAUUUUGAUGAUUCCAUCGCAUAACCAGCUUUUUACGGCUUUUCUUAGGUAGUAAAUGUCCUCGGUAGCGUACCCGGUAUAGCAUUUCAUGUUAUGAAUACGGAUUUCUUAAGACAAGUUCUGUAAAAGACAAGCCAAAAGUGGAUAAUUGAACAAAAAAUAUUCUAUAAAAAAUGUAUCUCAUGUUCGCUUUUGCAUUGGUUGUAGUAAUGUCUUACUGUGACAGAGAACUAACCAUUUUGUGCCACUUAAUAGACAUUUUCAGGAACAGUUUUCCAAUAAGCCCGGCUUGAUGACAUGUUAUUUAUGAUAAAUUAUUUAUUUAUUGCUAUGUGACAUUAUAUCCCGUUGCUCAUAUUCAUUGCACCGUAGUGUGGCCGCACCUUGAGACUGAGGAAAGUGUUAAAUGCAGGUAACUUCAGUUUUGAUCUAUAUCUGUCCUCUGUUAUGACGGACACAUGAGGGCUUCGCAUUGUUCAUCUCUACAAAUCAAUACACAGUAUCAGACUAAAUGCCAGUGUCCACCUCUCACAUGCUUACACACUCUACCAGACUUGCCAGAAUGUGCAAUAGUGUAUAAAUACAUGGCAGGCACAUGGUGUCAUUACCUCUUAGUGUGUGGUAUUAAUGGCAGGACACUACACUAGUGCUAGCAAAGUCUCUCUACUAGUGCUGAGUCUCUCUGCAAUCAGUUCAAGGCAAACAGAGCGAUUUGUCAUGCCUUUCUACUAUGCAGCAACUCUAGUCUGACUUUCUGAGUUUCAGAAGAGACGCAUAUUCACGGAAACUACAUGUUUUACCCAUUUUUUGUGAAUAGAUUUUAUUGAGGAAUAGCAAAGAAUGCCUUGCAACCCUGCUGAAAAGACGAUUUCGAGCUGGUAUGAUGCUGGUCUAGCUGGUGGACCAGCAUAGCUUUGCUGUUCACCAGGAAAAAUAAAUAAAUAAAUACUAGUGUGAUCUGUCUAGUGAAGCUGGUUGAUGUAGGUUGGCCAACAAAGGCAAAACGCAUGAACAACCUUUUUAUUUCCUAAAAAAAAAACUAUUUAGACUGUAAAUCUGGACGUUUAUACAAUUUGGCUCAGGUAUCCUCAGACUCAAAAAAAUAUAUUAUUUAAAGUAAAUUUCUAUCAGUUGCUGUAGUUACUAUAUUUACAGCUAUAUGUCAAUUCUAAUGGUUAAGCUAGUUAUAAAGGACACUUAUAACAUGCUGGUGACCAGCAACGCUUUAUUUUAUUUUUUUAACAUGGUUGCAGUUUAUUUAUUCACUACUUUCCCUGAAUAUAUUUCUUGCCUAUAAAAACAUGUUAUAAAGUUGUGGCCAGUGUGUGCACAGAUAUACAGUAAAGCCACAUCACGAACGCAUUGCAUUGCAUUACGAAAAAACAAAAACAAACAAACUGCGCUGCCACUUUCAGUUUACUGACGUACUGCAGGGAAGCCCUUUAAUCGGUUUUGUUAGUUUCCGAUUCUCCUCUUUGAGGGUCAGCUCCUCCAUAAUGCAAAGACGGCUAUUGUUCUAUGAACAAUGCUGUUAUUUCUUUUACUGAAAAUGUGAAACAAUGUAAACAACUGUUUAAAAACACACGGAGACAUUUGAGAGGUUAAAACUGGUGCUUUUGUCGAAGAGGUGUGUUGGAUUCAUAUAGGCACAGAUUGGUUUUACCAGGACAAUCAACAUGCAUAUACUCACACUCAUACAGAAACAAUAUGUUCAGUAGUGUAUAGGCAUCACUGUCUGCCCGCGAUUAUCUUUUUAAGAGAUAUAUAUAUAUAUAUAUAUAUAUAUAUAUAUAUAUAUAUAUAAUUAUAAAAAAAAAUUUAAGAUUAUACCCUUCAUAUACCCUAUCAGUUGUUGUACUCCAUGCUCCCUUUCAUUUGUCAGUUGUCCACCUAUUCAAGGCUUCUCUGCAAAGAAACCACAGUAUUAUAGGCAGUUGAAUCAGUCUUCAGCUGUAGAAUUUAGUACAGAUGUUUCGCUGCCUGUUCAGCAAUAACCUGAAGGGUUUUAUUGAUCAUGGCACAGACAAAAUUUCACAUCCUUUCGUUGGUGGAAAAAAAUAAUGAUUCUUUAGGAUGUUGAGGUCUGUCUGUGAUGCUCCGUUGACUUUUCAGAGCGCGAAGUGGGAUUCAGGGCAGUUUUUGGUCUCAAAGGUUAACCAUAACCCCAGUAUGAAAAUAUUUUGGUCUUAGUUUCUCAUGACUAAUUCGUCAAGGGGGAGGGAUUUUCUUGUUUUUGUUUUGUUUUCCAGCACAUCUGAUGUAAUGUGGUUUGAGACCUCUCAUAAAUGGGCUAUUAACAGUGAGUUUUUGAGAAUGGUUUGGCUUCAAACACGUUUUGAAUCAUUAAAUAUAUCAAUAAUAAGGAUGAAUCUAAUGCCAAAUAUACAUUAUUUAUUUAAAGAAAAAUACAUAUAUUGUUAAAUAAAUAUAUGCUUAAUUUAAUUCUUUUUUUUUUUUUUUUUGCUCUAACCCAUGUUUAUUUGAACUUUGUCAAGAUUAUUUUAUAGAGCUAUGACAGCAUGCAGGAUCGUAAAAGAAAAAAAAACUGAAUGUAUGAUUUGAUGUUUCAUUGCUGUUAGUUGUUUUGGCAUUUUACAAAUAGUUUGGUAUUUGUAAGAAUAAUUUGCUUUUUUAUUUCUAAUUUAUUGAGUCAUAUUCACAUAUCUAAAUAUGAAAUGUUGGGUUUUUUGCAGAUGAGGAUUUUAUGAAGGGUUUGGUCCUUCUCUGCUUUAGUUUUGCUUCGGUAUUUUGCCUAAUUUCAGAUUUGAUCAAUCUGCCUCUUUGAAUAACUGAAUAUUAAGUAUGAUCAUUUGUUGUACAUAGAACUACUAUUAAACUUUUUUGAAGAAAAGAAA